AUGCCGAAAACAAAAGGAGCAGCAGCACCAAAAUCCGACGAUCUGGAGAUCGUCUCCAUCGGAUCUCUGUACAAAGGCCCUUGGGAGAAGAAGUAUUGGAGCUCCUCUAGGGGCAAAGAUCGAUAUCCUUAUCCUGUUGGAUAUCAAGCUGUUAGGGCUCACAAUGGAAGCACUUAUAAGACAGAAAUUCAUGAAGGUACUAAAGGGCCUUUGUUUAUGAUCUCUUGUGAUGGACAAUCGUGUUCUGGACAAACUCCAGACAUUGCAUGGGAGAAAUCUCAGAAGAUGGGUGGCUCACAUUUGAAGAUAUGGCAUGGAAAGAGGUUCUCAUGCAAGAUAGACAGUGUGGAGUUUUUUGGAUUCAAAAAUCCAUUUGUUCAAAGGUUGCUGCGGGAAUUGGUGGCAAAUGUCAAUGGAACAGCAGAAAGGAGUUUGUUAUCUUCCAGUUCCUGCAAUGAUGCUUCUAAAAUGGAAAAUGACAAUGGGAGCUCAACUAUCUGUACUGCUCCUGAAUUACUACCAUAUUUGGCCAGGCCACAGAUUAGAAAAAAGAGAAGUACAAGGUGUGGAAUAACGAAAAGCAAGUUGGCAGACAGUCCUGGCCUUAAACGACCCCGAUCUAUGGACUUGAUUUAUGUUACAGAGGGUUCAAAUUUAGUAAAAAGGAACCAAGUGAAAGAUGAGCAUGAGUUUCCAGCAACUCAUUUUGCUUCAAAAGAUGAAAAUGACAAAAUUAUAGAAGCAUCAGGAUUGCGCUCAAAAUCAGUGGGGAAAGAUGUGAAAAACUCUCCAGCCAAAGAUAGUUUUCCAUUGAAAUUUCUUGAUUUCUUGGGUCAUCAUGGUGAGAACGAAGCCAAGAGCAAGUUUUUUAGCUCCCAAAAUGCAAAAUUGACUAGAGUAGCUAACAUUGCAAAUGAGGAGUUAUGUAGGCCACAAGAUACUGUACUGGAAGGAUUCAGUUUCCCAGUAAAAACAGAUGACAACCAUGGAGAUUCAUCAGUUCCAACUUAUUCCAUGGGCAUAAAUGACUUCAAUCUUUGCGCACCAGAUACUUUGGAUUUUGAAGAUGACAGGACAAGUGUUGCUUUGGGUGCAAGGGACACAACUAACAGUAAGGAAGUAGAGUUAACUGCUGCUGAUGUAGUAAUUUCUGAUGGCUUCAUGGCUGAGUCUCAUCAAGAAGAAGAAAUAGGCACAUCUAAUUCAAAUACAGGUUCUGAAAAAAGUGAUUUUGAUUCAGUUGGUCAGGAAAUGACUAAGCUGAUGAUGACAGUUUUACUUCCACAAGCUGUUCCAUUACUUAAGAGGUCUUCAAAGAAGAAAAAAGAAGCAUUUAGCCCAUGCAAAGUAUUGCCUCACGUGGUGAAUUCUCGAGAGGACACCAUUGAAACUAACCAUUUGUUGGCCCUUCCAUCUUUUGCCAUCAGUCCAACUGAGGAUGCAAGUACAGAACAUGAUACACAAACGCAUAUCCAAGGUUUAGACCAUGGUUUAGUUGUGCCAAAUCUUGAACACUUGAACUCUGUUAUUCUCGACAGUUUUGAGGAUGGUCAGGGGGAUCAUGUAGCUAGUCAACCUAUAUUGUUUUCAAAACAUAUGAAGGUUGAUCGAACUAGUUUCAAUAAAGAUGCACUUCAUUCCAACAUUCAGGAACGGCUUAGCAUCAAUCCGAAGCAGGAAACAUCAGUUUAUUGUGGUGAGCUCGGUGGGAUCCAAGAUAGCAUCUGCCACAAGGAAGUAAACAUGGCUUUAAAUAAAGAGCACCUGAAGAGUGAUGUGACCAAAUGUGAGUCUGUUUUAGGGUGUGUGUCUCCAAUCAUUAAAGCUGUCUCUGAAGAUAUUCAGGGUGUUUCGGUGAAUUUGGAUGGUAACUGUGCAGAGCAUCUGAAGAGUGAUGUGAACAAAUCUGAGUAUGUUUUAGGGUGUGUGUCUCCAAUCAUCAAAGCUCUCUCUGAAGACAUCCACGGUGUUUCUGUGAAUUUGGAUGAAAACUCUGCAGAUACUGGAAAACAUGCUUUGGAGAAGAAGCCCAAGAAGGCACUUAACUGUGCUGAAGUUGAGGAUACAGAUGAUAUUAAUUCAAGAGGAAUUGAAACUCCAUUGAAAUUAUUAGGGAAGGACAGUGAGGCUGAAACCAGGGCUCCUCGUACUAGCUCUUCUCAUCAAACACAGAAUAAAGUAUAUACCAGAAGGAAAGUCUCAAAACAAGCUCAUUCAGCUAGAAACUACACUGCUCCUCUCUCUGAAAGUAUCAUAUGCAGAAAUUCUGGAGAUGAUUAUGCCCCUAAUAAGUCUGUUAUGACAGGAGCUUCACUUGUUUCUAAGAGUUGUCAUUCUUCUGAUGACAAACCAUGCAGCAGAAAUAUCCUGGGUAAUACACCAAUGCUUGAUGAGGAGAAAACUACUACAAAUUGCAACCCUGAAAUCAGUAACAUAACACCUUCUCUAUCCAAUGAAGUCCAAAAGUUGACUUGUGUCUCUAAAGCAAAGGAUGCAUCUUGCUUACUUGAUCCAUCUGUUUCACUUGAAAGGAUAUUUCAAGAAAACUGUCACAAGGAGAGGCUUGAACAUAGAACUAUUGUAGAAAACGGCUGUUCCGCAUCAUGUCAAAACCAGAUGACUAGUUUUUGUGACAAGAACUUAACUAUAUCAAUGGGAGUUCAAGGUAGUUCAGAUGUCAACGAUUAUAGGGGUGUAGAGCAUACUAGUGACCUAAAGGGCAUUUUCAACCCUGUAGGACGCUAUUGCCUUCCUUUGCCUAUUUUAUCAGUAUUACUGGGUACAAAAGGAGAAGAAAUCCACAUUUGUGUUUCCUGUGGUCUUCUUGCAGAUAGGGACAGAACCUUGUUUGUCUACAAGGUGACAACUGAAGAACAAAGGAAAGGAUGCCCUUCUUUUGUUGGUUACACAUCUGUAGCAUUACCAUCUUCCGAAAUUGAUGUAGAAAGACGCGGCUUACAAUUCAACCCAGGCGGGCAGUGUCUUGUUUUACUUGAUAGCAUUAAAACACCUUAUUGCAGGGAAGGGAGAAGAGAUUGUAUCUGCCCAAUUUGUCUUUCAGGCUGCCCGAAGGAGAACGCAGUAAAAAUUGUGCGAGUAAAUUCUGGUUAUGUUUCUUUGGUUGCAAAGGUGGAGACAAUUCAAAGUGUGCAAUGUAUAUUGGUUUGUGAAAAUGACUAUCUGCUAGCUGCUGGAAAGAGUGGGAGACUGCAUCUUUGGGUCAUGAAUUCAACAUGGAGUGCAUGGACUGAAGAAUUUAUUAUACCCGCUGGCGACUUCAUAUCUUGUGUAGUGGAGCUGAAGAAAAUUCCAAAGUGUGUUCAUUUGGUGAUCGGACACAAUGGUUUUGGGGAUUUUAUAUUAUGCUAUGCUGAUAUGAAAGGGUGCAAUGAUCAAAUCAUCGCAGAAACAAAAUUUUGGUUUUCUGAACAUAAGGAUCGCACUUUUCUUCCAUUGGAGGGGGAAGAUGUUGCGAUCUGGCUUCUUGUCUCGACUACUUCUGAUGCUCAGCAUGAACAUUUAUCAAGUAAUUGCCAAGCAAAUACAACCGGAUGGAGGCUAGCUUUGUUGGUGAAGGACACUGUGAUUUUGGGGAGUACAAUAGAUCCAAGGGCUGCUGCAGUUGGUGCAUCACUUGAUCACGGGAUCGUGGGAAGGGAUGAUGGUUUAGUGUAUAUGUGGGAACUGUCCACCGGAACUAGACUUAACGUUUUGCAUCAUUUUAAAGGUGGCAGUGUUUCGUGUAUUGCAACCGAUGAGGAAUGGAGGCCAAACGUUGUGGCUGUAGCUUCGGGUGACGGAAGUUAUACGAGAGGUACCUCGUUGUGGUGGUAUCUUGUCGCCAAUACGCCUGGUGCGUCUUCACUUUGGGUUGGAUUCUUCUGGUUCUAUGCACUGGGUGGUCUUGGUUGGAAUUACGACCUUAGAUGCUGCAACAUAAGUUUUAACUGCAUGCCAGGGGGCUCAUUUCAAGUGAUGUCUGGUCAGGCGCCGUUCUAUAGGUUGUGGUUGUACAGGAUAGGGCGGGAUCUCUUCAGUAUCAAUAGCAGAGUCGGAAACUGCUUCUUCAUUGGUCUUCUCAACAUCAACAGGAUGGGCGGGAGUUUGUUGCCCUGGAGAAAGAAUCUCCUCAACCUCAACGUCGGACUAGGGGAAGGUGUCAAGCGACUCAAUGUCUUAUGGCUCUAUGGGCUAGUCGGUUGUUAUCCUCAUCAGAAUACUCGGCUUCAGCGGGUGGGGCAGUCGGUUGUUUGGUCUGACGGUCUGCAUCUUGCAGGGCUUGAUCAGGAAAUGUUGCAGUAA
Messenger RNA from Hibiscus syriacus, 4302 nucleotides. RefSeq lists its product as uncharacterized. Bases 1 to 4302 code for a protein of 1433 amino acids. NCBI's taxonomy places the organism in Eukaryota, Viridiplantae, Streptophyta, Magnoliopsida, Malvales, Malvaceae. Gene Ontology annotation, cellular component: nucleus. The transcript is spliced from 15 exons. Gene Ontology annotation, biological process: regulation of cell cycle. Gene Ontology annotation, molecular function: protein binding. The record is from RefSeq and is a predicted model, not a curated record.